GCAUGUUCGUGGAUCUGCCGCGAUGUAACCGCGACGGUGCACCGCUUUGAACGCUGUUGCUGCUGCUGCUGCAAGGAAUUGUGGGACGCCAUUCUCUCCUUUUCUCUCGUAAAGGAAGUCCAGUGUAUCCUAUGCUAAAGGAGAUAACAUAGGAAGCACCGAGGCUCCCUUCUUUAACAUUUAGAUCACACGACCAGCUCUUAUCAUGGCUGCCACUGCGAUACUUCAGGGUCAUUUCACUCAUUAAUGAACCUCCCUGAGCGUAAAGGACUAUUCGACCGCAGCCCUUGUGUCCUAAUUGAAACAUCUAUUAGAAAUGUUACUGUUGUUCGUGGCAGUUUCCAGUUUCUUCAUCGGUUCAUUCGCUGGCCAUGAGUAUGAAAGUAAAUGCUAUGGUGAUAGUUUGAGGUUCCCGUUUGAUUAUACGCCUCCCUGUCUUCAGAGGAAAGAUUUACUUCACUCCGAGUAAUGGGGGAUCCAGGAAGCUUUUAAUGGACAAUGGGGAGGCAAAGGACCCACGGCUCAGUGUUUCUCACGCCUCAGUUACUUUGAGAGAUUUGAGAGAAAGAGAUCAAGGAACCUUUUCGGUCUCAGUUGGUGAUAGACUUUACGAUAUCAUCACACUGACAAUUAAUGACUGUGCCAAAGAGUUCGUGCAGAAUUACGCGACAGUGUAUUACGGUUCGAUUCCCAGAAAGGCUGAAUACCUGGAGUUCACUCCCCUUCACAACAGGGACCAGCCACAGAUUCUGUGGAACCGCACAGACCCUCAGGCCAAUAAGGAUGGCAAAGUACAGGUGAGGGGUAAUACCUGGGAGAUGUACAGACUCACUCAGACAGACAACGGCUUCUACGCUUUCAGGAAAAAUGACAACACUCUGCUGAACAGGAUGAAGCUCUCAGUGGAAGCAUAUGAUAGACACUAUGACAAAGAAGCGGGGGAGCGGCUUGUCAUCCUGUAUCCCGCAGAGUUUACCACGUGGACUGUGACUUUUAUACCUGAGGGGGAAACAGAACACCAAACGGUGAUAAGAGGUGGGACCUCAGCAGCUGGGAAUUUUGCUUGGAGGCUGCGGGUCAUGCAUGAAGGCAUAGAAAUUAAUCCUGUGCAAAGUACAGACUCUGGCAGAUUUGAAUUCAGGGACGAGCAAGGCAACCUGGCCAUGACUGCGUUCCUGGAUCUAGAAUCGGACACAUUACCGUUUGUUGUUAAUACUGUUGGGAUUAUCCCAGUGGUGAUUGGUAUCCCUGUGCUGGUUUUCUGUUGCUGUGUGAGAAAGUGCUGUUGUAAGAAGAGUUCUUCAAAGAGGAAUGAGUCUGCCCCUCAGACUGCAGCAACACCUGCUACAUAUUACCAUUCUCAGGAUACCAAUCAACCUGCAGGGACAAGUUAUUCUCCCGCACCAUCCACUUUCUCCUAUCAGCCGAGGAAUCUCCCUGUGUCUACAGGACCUACAACUACCUCCACUGGGCCUUCAGUGCACAACCCAGUGAAUAUCCAUGUGACCUCCCCUCAGCCUCAGGUUGCAGUCUCGGGAGAUCAGGAAGCUGCUCCUGCUCCUUCAAUGGGCUCUGAUAUGUUCUCCUCGGACUAUGAGCCAAAGUUUGAUCUGAAAGGUCUGAGGUUCCCCUCCGCUCCCCCGCUCAGCUCAGACUCAACUUUCUGUGAUGUUUAUACCUCAGAUAAACUCAACUUUCUCUAAGGAGCAUGCUGAACAUUCAAGUGAUGCAGGGUUGAAUUUGAAUGUUUUGUUACUAACUGGAACACAGCCAUUUCAGUGAUAUAUGCACUGUAAAACAAAUCAAAAACUCUAAGCCUGCAAACUAUCACUCACACUAUGUUCACACACAACCAGACUUAUCCUAGUAUUGUAUAGUGUAGUAUUAUAAGUUUCAUGGUAAGGUUUAAUGUAGUUCUUUAACUACAGCCAUGUUUCACUAGUGAACUAUCACAAUCAGGUUAUCUGUAUAAUGUGGAAUAUAAAUGUGUUUGCAUGAAUAUAGAUUAGAUUUAGAAUGUGUAAUAUACAUAUAUGAAUGUUUACUUAAUGCUGUUAAUGUAAUUCUCUUGCUGCCAAAGAUAUCGACAGUAUGAGAGAUGAUGUUACAGUGAGGACUAACAGUGAGUCUGUGUAGCAGAUUUUACAAACUGGAGACUCAAAACUCAUGGAGAUAAGAAUACAAAACCUAGCAAUUCAAGCCACUAUUACAAGCUUGCCUUAUUGUUUUAUACUGUUUUUAUAUGGUUGCUUUUAUCAUGCGCCUUCAGCUGCACAACCUGUCUGUGUGGCUUUUAUCAUUACAUUUUGAGAAAUAUUUUUUAUUUAUCUGUUUUACACUUUGUAAAAAAAUAAAGUCCUAUCUCUGGAAACUGUUACACUGUAUCUUUUAACAUAUUUAUAGAUCUUGUGUAAGCUGGAGUUUUUUUUCUCAUAAGUUUCUCUUGUGCCUUUCUCAUUAGGUAAUGAAAUAAAUGUAAAAUUGUGAUAUAUGUGAUACAAGUGUUUGUCUGCAUUAUAUAUAAAGCCAUCUAUACUGCAA
This is a messenger RNA of Lates calcarifer (barramundi perch), 2541 nucleotides long. RefSeq lists its product as uncharacterized. Lineage: Eukaryota; Metazoa; Chordata; Actinopteri; Centropomidae. The transcript has 10 exons. The record is from RefSeq and is a predicted model, not a curated record. Bases 492 to 1703 code for a protein of 403 amino acids.